Messenger RNA from Trifolium pratense (red clover), 912 nucleotides. Its product is annotated as macrophage migration inhibitory factor homolog. The record is from RefSeq and is a predicted model, not a curated record. Gene Ontology annotation, molecular function: phenylpyruvate tautomerase activity. The transcript is spliced from 3 exons. NCBI's taxonomy places the organism in Eukaryota, Viridiplantae, Streptophyta, Magnoliopsida, Fabales, Fabaceae. Bases 220 to 582 code for a protein of 120 amino acids.
GUUAGUAACAUUUUAGAAAUGUACAAUAUAAUAUUCUCAACCAUUGAAAAUAUUCCAUAUAUAGAUUCAAUAAUAUCCUUAAAUAAAACUUAAUUUAAUUUUAUUCUAGAGAUCAACCAUAUUCAUGGUCAAAGCUAAUGAAAAGAUAAAAGCUGUGUGGUGGUGGAAUUUUUGCCAUGUUAGAGUGUGAUAAAAAAAGAAGCAAAGAUUGAAGUGAAGAUGCCUCUUCUAACACUUUCAACAAACGUUAGCUUUGAUGAUGUAGAUGUAUCUUCCAUACUCUCUCAACUCAACUCUACCAUUGCCAACAUAUUGGGUUACCCUCAAUCUUAUGUGACAGUUUCAUUAGAAGGACCAAUAGCCAUAUCUUUUGGUGGAACUGAGGAAGCAGCUGCUUAUGGUGAAUUUGUGGCUAUUGGUAUUCUCAAUCCAGAGUUGAACAAAAAACUAAGUGCUGAAAUUGCUUUAGUUCUUCACACAUUGUUGGCAGUGCCCAAGUCACGUUUCUUCUUAAAAUUCAAUGACAUUGAGGGUUAUAAUUGUGGAUUGAAUGGUGGUAUCAUGGUGGUCGAAUCCAAAUGAUUGCAUAAUGAAGUGUGUUUGGAUUCUUUACGAAUACAAUUAUUAUAAGAUCUAAAUCCAAAAACACAAUAAAAUAGAUAUGAUGUGUACGAUGAAGACAAUCAAUCAAGUUUGAAUUUAAGACCUCGUGUAUGGUGGUAUUAGAAUUACAUUAACUUGUACCUCACGGGGCACAAGUUAUUUAGGUAAAAAAAUUGUAUGAAGUAGUUGGAUAGACAAAGAUAAGAAGAGUACCUGAAAGUGUGAUUUGAUAAUUUAUAUUUUGUGGUUAAUAAGCUUGCGGGUUUGUGCAAAGCUACCUAAACCUAAUCUUAUAUAUUGUUUAAUCUA